AUGACUUGUGGUGCGGCACUUUCUGGCCAAGCUAGCCUCCCUACAACCAAUUCUACCAAGUCAUUCUGGCACAGUGACCCCUCCACGAUCCUUCUCGGGCAUCGGACCACAGCAUCCUUGCCCACAGAAGCAGACGUCGUGAUUAUUGGAAGUGGGAUAUCUGGUUCCAGUGCUGCACACUUCCUUCGGGAAGAUGAUCGAGGAAAGGAUCUCAGGAUCGUGAUGUUAGAGGCGAGAGAAGCAUGCUGGGGAGCAACAGGCCGUAAUGGAGGCCACUGUGCCCCAGGAGCAUAUUUUCUACCUCCCGAUGUGCGAGAGUUUGAGUUGCAAAAUUUCAAGACUCUGGAGGCACGCGUCGCCAAACACAGCAUUCCUUGCGACUGGAGAAGUCUCUCUGUUGUUCACUCGUUUCUAUCAAAGCCAAUGUUCGAUCUCGCUGUACAGAUGUACGAGGAGAAUUCCAAGAAGGACCCAGGGGUAGUAAAGCAAGCCAAAAUCAUUACCAAAGACUCAGUAUCCCCAUCUUUGAAAGAUCUUCGCACCCCGUCUGCAGUUGGCGCGAUUGUUCAGACGCCCGCCGCCAGUCUCUGGCCUUACAAACUCGUUGCUUGGAUUCUGGAGAACUUGCUACAAUUGAACAAUGCCUCCAAAUCGCCAUUUAAUUUACAAACCAAUACUCCAGUUACCCAUCUGCAGAAGACCGACGAUGGACCCUGGAUCGUGCAUACAUCUCGUGGUAUGAUCGCCGCCAAACAAGUACUUCUAACCACCAACGCAUAUACAUCGCAUCUGCUCCCUGAAUUCAGCGAUCUCAUUGUUCCAGUAAGAGGUGAGAUGAGCAGCCUUCUUCCACCAAAAGACAUGUCGCCAGGCACAAAUAACCCACCACUCGUCAAGACAUACUGCUUCCUCGGAAAUGGAGACCAGAAUAUCAAUCAAGAUGACUACCUUGUGCAAAGGCCUUUCUCUGGCCAUGGCAGCGGAGGAGAGUUUAUGUUCGGAGGUGGAAGAUCAUAUGCUUCAGGUGCCGGCCUUGGCGUAUCAGACGAUUCUGAAAUCGAUCCUCCUGCCGCAACAUAUCUUCGACAAGAACUCAGUAAAGUAUUGGAUUUGAAAAAUGAUGGGCAGGAGUUGAAAGCAAGUUAUGAGUGGAGUGGGAUCAUGGGAUACAGCCGUGACGAGAAGCCUUGGGUUGGAGAAGUGCGUGAGGAUUUAGGACUCGGGGGUGGAGAGGGGUUGUGGAUCUGUGCUGGCUUUACUGGUCAUGGCAUGCCCAAUACGUCCUUGAGUGCUAAAGCCGCAGCCGAUAUGAUGAUGGGAACGUCGAUGGAGGACGUCUUUUUACCGGCGGCGUACGAGUUGACCAAGGAACGAGUGAAGCGGGCAAGGACGUUUGACGAGGUGCACAUUGCCGAUGCCAAUGGGUUCCGUUGA
Hyaloscypha bicolor E is the source of this 1434-nucleotide messenger RNA. Its product is annotated as FAD dependent oxidoreductase-like protein. The record is from RefSeq and is a predicted model, not a curated record. NCBI's taxonomy places the organism in Eukaryota, Fungi, Ascomycota, Leotiomycetes, Helotiales, Hyaloscyphaceae. Gene Ontology annotation, molecular function: oxidoreductase activity. Bases 1 to 1434 code for a protein of 477 amino acids. Gene Ontology annotation, cellular component: cytoplasm. The transcript is spliced from 2 exons.